Bipolaris sorokiniana ND90Pr is the source of this 270-nucleotide messenger RNA. RefSeq lists its product as uncharacterized. The record is from RefSeq and is a predicted model, not a curated record. Gene Ontology annotation, cellular component: membrane. The transcript is spliced from 2 exons. NCBI's taxonomy places the organism in Eukaryota, Fungi, Ascomycota, Dothideomycetes, Pleosporales, Pleosporaceae. The coding region runs from base 1 to 270 and encodes 89 amino acids. Gene Ontology annotation, molecular function: carbohydrate:proton symporter activity. Gene Ontology annotation, biological process: carbohydrate transport; transmembrane transport.
AUGACACACGACCGCGUCGAAGCGCCCGUCACGCUUCGAGGAUAUCUCCUCUGCGUCUUCGCGGCCUUUGGUAGCAUUCUGUUCGGUUAUGACUCCGGAUGUAUUAAUGGAGUGCUUGGGAUGUUGUACUUCAAGCAGCAAUUUGGGAGCCCUUCGAAUGACAAAGAUGCAUACACCGGUCUUCUCUACCAGACGUGGGAGAAUUCUCUUAUCGUCUCCAUUCUCUCCGCUGGUACCUUCUUCGGCGCACUGGCUGCAGGCUGUGGCUGA